This is a messenger RNA of Morus notabilis, 3234 nucleotides long. RefSeq names its product lon protease homolog 1, mitochondrial. Gene Ontology annotation, molecular function: ATP binding; serine-type endopeptidase activity; single-stranded DNA binding. Gene Ontology annotation, biological process: chaperone-mediated protein complex assembly; mitochondrion organization; protein quality control for misfolded or incompletely synthesized proteins. Lineage: Eukaryota; Viridiplantae; Streptophyta; Magnoliopsida; Rosales; Moraceae. The record is from RefSeq and is a predicted model, not a curated record. Bases 121 to 3024 code for a protein of 967 amino acids. Gene Ontology annotation, cellular component: mitochondrial matrix. The transcript is spliced from 20 exons.
UUGCUCCAUCAAUGGCGGUUCUUGACCAUCAAAAUCACCAAACCGCCUAGGACAAAACAAGACCAAACCCUUGAAUUCCUAAUUUCACGCCUCCCAUCCCAAUUCACUCUCCGCCGGAAAAUGUUGAAGCUUCUCUCAUCAUCUUCCUCUUCAUGCCUUCAGAGCCGGAUCCACAGUCUCGCUCCGACGGGUCCCCGAACCGGGUCCGGCAACUCGACGGCGACGUUUCUCCGAGUCCUGAGCUCGCUCACUGCUUUGUCUCGGAGAGGCUCUAAUAGGAGUUCCCGUGUGUUUUUCUGCUCCGACGCGAAGGAUGGCUCCGAGCCGGCGUCAGACGCCGAGGUCAAGGAGGCCGAGUCGGGGAACGAGUCGAAACCGUCCUCGGCAAUCGUGUCCACGAACCCUAGACCCGAAGAUUAUCUAACGGUUUUAGCAUUGCCCUUACCGCAUAGACCGCUAUUUCCGGGAUUCUACAUGCCAAUCUAUGUCAAGGAUCCUAAGCUUUUGGCAGCUUUACAGGAAAACCGUAAACGGCAAGCUCCAUAUGCUGGUGCUUUCCUUCUCAAGGAUGAGCCGGGGACUGAUCCUAGUUUGGUAUCUGGUUCUGAGUCUGAGAAAAACAUCUAUGCCAUGAAAGGAAAAGAGCUGUUUAAUCGUCUUCACGAAGUUGGCACUCUUGCGCAGAUCUCAAGUAUCCAAGGAGACCAGGUCAUCCUCAUCGGACACAGGCGUCUUCGAAUUACAGAGAUGGUUAGCGAGGAGCCACUUACUGUAAAAGUUGAUCAUCUCAAGGACAAACCAUAUAACAAGGAUGAUGAUGUAAUUAAGGCAACUUCAUUUGAGGUCAUAUCAACCUUAAGGGAUGUUCUGAAGACUAGUUCCCUUUGGAGAGACCAUGUCCAAACGUACACUCAGCAUAUAGGUGAUUUUAAUUUUCCAAGGUUAGCAGAUUUUGGAGCUGCAAUAUCUGGUGCAAACAAAUUGCAAUGCCAACAAGUGCUUGAAGAGCUAGAUGUGUAUAAGCGUUUAAAGCUCACACUGGAAUUAGUGAAGAAAGAAAUUGAAAUAACCAAGAUUCAGGAAUCCAUUGCAAAAGCAAUUGAAGAAAAGAUAAGUGGUGAACAACGGCGCUACUUAUUGAAUGAGCAACUAAAGGCAAUAAAGAAGGAAUUGGGAUUGGAGACUGAUGAUAAGACAGCACUAUCUGCGAAGUUUAGGGAAAGGCUUGAACCAAACAGGGAUAAAUGCCCACCCCAUGUUUUGCAAGUUAUAGAGGAAGAGCUUACAAAACUGCAGCUAUUAGAGGCAAGUUCAAGUGAAUUUAAUGUAACUCGCAACUAUUUGGAUUGGUUGACCGCACUGCCUUGGGGAAAUUACAGUGAUGAGAACUUUGAUGUUCUUCGGGCACAAAAGAUUCUUGAUGAAGAUCAUUAUGGAUUAACUGAUGUAAAGGAAAGGAUAUUGGAAUUUAUUGCGGUUGGAAAACUUAGAGGAACCUCACAAGGAAAAAUCAUCUGUCUCUCUGGUCCACCUGGAGUGGGUAAAACCAGCAUUGGUCGUUCAAUUGCACGUGCCUUGAACCGUAAGUUCUUCCGUUUUUCCGUUGGAGGCUUAGCUGAUGUCGCUGAAAUUAAGGGGCAUCGUCGAACCUAUAUCGGUGCUAUGCCAGGGAAGAUGGUUCAAUGCCUUAAAAAUGUGGGAACAGCUAACCCUCUUGUUUUGAUUGAUGAGAUUGACAAGUUGGGAAGGGGACAUGCUGGUGAUCCAGCAAGUGCCUUGUUAGAGCUUCUUGAUCCAGAGCAGAAUGCAAAUUUUCUAGACCACUACAUUGACGUUCCAAUUGAUCUAUCAAAGGUUCUGUUUGUGUGCACCGCAAAUGUUGUGGAGAUGAUACCAAAUCCCCUCCUGGACAGAAUGGAGGUCAUUGCCAUUGCUGGAUAUAUAACUGAUGAGAAAAUUCAUAUUGCAAGAGACUACUUGGAGAAGUCCACACGUGAAGCAUGUGGCAUUAAACCUGAACAGGUUGAAGUUACCGAUGCUGCCCUUCUAGCUCUUAUAGAAAAUUACUGCCGAGAAUCUGGCGUUCGGAAUCUCCAAAAACAAAUAGAAAAGAUAUACCGCAAGAUAGCUCUGAAACUUGUUAGACAAGGAGUAUGCGGUGAAAAUGCAGUUGCUGAAACUGAUAAAGCAGAAGUAAAACAUGGGGAUGAAUUGGUUCAAAAUAAUGAUGCUAACAAGAAUCAGAGCGUUGUUGAAUCAGCUGAGGCCGAGAGCCAUGAACAAAAAAUUGAAUCUUCCACAGAAACUGAGACAGUUGAGGAUGCAAAAGAAACCGAAAAUAUUAAGGAAGGAGAAGCAACACAGACAGUUGAGAAAGUGUUGGUUGACGAAUCAAAUCUAGCAGAUUUUGUUGGCAAACCUGUUUUCCACGCAGAACGCAUCUUCGAUCAAACUCCAGUUGGAGUCGUGAUGGGUCUUGCUUGGACUGCUAUGGGUGGUUCCACACUAUACAUAGAGACCGCCCAAAUUGAGCAAGGAGAAGGGAAAGCAGCCCUGGUUCUGACGGGUCAACUCGGAGAUGUCAUGAAAGAAAGUGCCCAGAUAGCUCACACUGUUGCUCGAGCGAUAUUGCUUGAUAAGGAGCCGGAUAACAAUUUCUUUGCCACCUCCAAGCUUCACCUCCACGUUCCUGCUGGCGCCACCCCAAAGGAUGGGCCGAGCGCUGGUUGCACCAUGAUCACAUCCAUGCUGUCACUUGCUAUGAAGAAACCCGUCAAGAAGGAUCUAGCAAUGACCGGAGAAGUAACUCUAACAGGGAGGAUUCUUCCGAUUGGCGGGGUUAAAGAGAAAACUAUUGCAGCAAGGAGGAGCGAAGUGAAGACCAUCAUAUUCCCUUCGGCGAACAGGAGGGAUUAUGAUGAGCUGGCGCCAAAUGUAAAAGAAGGCCUUGAUGUCCACUUCGUGGAUGAUUACAGCCAGAUAUUUGAUUUAGCUUUCGGUGAUGACCGGACUAGUGAACAGUAAGCCCUUCUUGGCUGCCCAAUCUCGAUAUUGACUUCCAUUUUUUGUAUUAUUUGAGUGGGUUGUUGGUGACCAGAAUCCAAGAAGCACGCCCAGUUACUUUUCUUUUUCCUCCAUUAAAGAUGGUUUUGGGACAAGAUAAAGGUCAGAUAAGCUGUUCUAGGCGGCAAUUGAUAUUUGAUGAACAUUAUUUCUUUGUUAAAUUAUUGAAGG